ACACAUGUCAAUGUCAAAUUACCGGCCGAGUGGGCACUUUGAGCAUUUUUAGAUUUUAGAAAUUAAAACCAUCUGAAUUUCAAGUACAAAACAUUCAAAUCAUACUAAAAAUUUCCCUAGACAAAUAUAUAUAAUUCUUCAAAAUGCUAAUUAAAGUAAAGACACUUACUGGAAAAGAAAUCGAAAUAGAUAUAGAGCCCACAGACAAAGUUGAACGAAUAAAGGAGCGAGUCGAAGAAAAAGAAGGCAUCCCUCCGCAACAACAGAGGCUAAUCUUUUCUGGAAAGCAAAUGAAUGAUGAAAAAACGGCACAAGAUUAUAAAGUUCAAGGUGGUUCAGUGUUGCAUUUAGUUUUGGCGCUUCGUGGUGGCAAACCAAUCUAAUUUAUAUCGGUAUACGUAAAGUUUGCCUAGGAUAUACUUUAAAUUAUACCUUAAUAUGUACUCAUUAAGUAAAAAAUAUUGCAAUCUGAUGAAUAAAUUCUUUUAUUUUUAAGCUUAGGCUAAUUAUUUAACCAAAAUGCUUAGUUUGUGUGGUUACAAAUGUAAAUAAUUGCGUUAGCAGCUCUACCU
Phyllotreta striolata is the source of this 572-nucleotide messenger RNA. The record is from the annotation of a GenBank genome assembly. NCBI's taxonomy places the organism in Eukaryota, Metazoa, Arthropoda, Insecta, Coleoptera, Chrysomelidae.